Molecule: messenger RNA, 2698 nt
Organism: Helicoverpa zea (corn earworm)
Lineage: Eukaryota; Metazoa; Arthropoda; Insecta; Lepidoptera; Noctuidae
Product: golgin-45
Exons: 6
Coding region: 157-1413 (418 amino acids)
Biological process (GO): Golgi to plasma membrane protein transport; Golgi organization
Cellular component (GO): Golgi membrane
Source: RefSeq, a predicted model, not a curated record
UGCUUUUCUUUUGCUUGACGAACCAAACUGGGCUACUUUAUUUUGUAAUUAAAUUCAAAGCCAAAAGGGAAAGGAAUAUAAAAUAUUAUAAGAAAUUGGUAGAUGCAGUGUUUGUGAUUAUACGAUCUGAUUUUCCUGCCUUUCUAUCUUGUAGAUAUGGAUAAACUUUAUUCUUUUAACCCAAAGAUAAUGAGUAAAACAAGGACAGCGGGUGAUGGAAUGGAAUCGGAUGAAAGCACAACAGAAACGAUUAAUAAUGUUGGUUCUAAAAGUACCGCUAGUCCGACAAGGAAGGAUAGUUUAUUACCGGCUCGUUUGGUGCAAGUGUACGCUACAAAAGUGAUCCAGUCAGAUAAGAGGAAGUCGAUAAACAUGAAGACACCAAAGUUUGUGCCGUAUGAACCAUAUCCAGCGGCCGUGAAGCCGAUGACGCCUCAAACGGCUUCAAAAGGAAUGAAAAAAUCGAGGAACAAUAUGGACAUUAAUACCUUGAUAAGUCAAAUGUCUCAGAUGAAUACUAGUUUGAAAGAAUUCAAACCUCGUCCAAAGUUGAACUCCACAGGUGAUAAAACUUCCUUGGAUAUUGAUACAAACAACUCAGAGAAAGUUGAGAUGCAGAAAAAGAUUGAUGAUUUGACUCAUGAAAAUGAAUCUUUGAAGGAACAGCUGAAGCAACAAGUUCAGGUCAACAAAGAAUUAAAAACAAUGCUGGUGGCAUCUAUGGGUGAGGACCUUGAGACUCAAGUACAAUCUCUCAAUGAAGAUAAGAAGCACUUGGCUAAUGCUUUGUUGAAUUCUGCACAACAUUUGUCUACUCAUCAGGAACAAACGGAAUGGUUAGCAGGCCAGUGUGAAGUAUGGAGAAGCAAAUUCCUAGCAAGCAGCUUGAUGGUGGAAGAAUUGGCACAAUGCAAGAAAUUACUAAGCGAUAAGACUGAAAAUUUACAACAAGCAAUAAAACAAUUGCUGGACGAGCGAUGCAGGGCGCGCGAUAUGAUGCUAUGCACUUACAAAAACUUGUACAGUCUACACGAAAAGUGGCUUGAGAAUAUCGCCAUUACCGAAUAUGUGGGAAACAGUAAAAUGUACAACCGUCCAAUUGGUAACCUGAAUUUCAACGCGACGAUACCUCAUUCAACUAAUAUUCUGGAUAUGACAUCCGUAAACCUGAAGCUUUCGGAAAAUAUAAGCAGUUCCGUUGAAAAGCAGGAUAUAAGUCAUUUGAAUAGUCUGCCUUCAGUCACUGAAGGCGAAAAGAAUGCUGAAAAUGUAAUGGCCAUGCCUCUCGACGUAAAGAAAGUGAACGAGGCACCAGUGAAUGCCUUAGUUCACCACGCUUACAGCAGCAGCGGUAAUACAGUUAGACCUAUUGCUUCUUGUGUACACUGUCACGGGAGAGUCCAACUACUGUAGAAAGUCUUUAAAUGAUAGGUAGGUAUGGUAAAGCACAAGAUUACGCAAUAGAGAUUAUUAAAGUCUAACUACGGUUCUCAGUAGAUGGGCGUAACUGAUUAACAAUAAUUCGGUAGGGAAAGGCUUCAGCAAAUGACAUUUCUUCAACGUUGUAUUUUCAGAGGAAAAAAUACAUGUUUUUUAUUAUGAGUAUUUUGACGACAAUACAGCGUGUUUUUUUUUCGAUUGUUAGCCAGUCUGCAGGCUGAAGGAAGAUAUACGAUUGAAUUUAACAACAUCUGAAGUUAUGAGAUUGUAACUAUCAUUUAACUUUAUUAAUUUGUACAGGGAUAUUUUGAUUGUGUUUAGGAACUUUGUUGCUACAGUCAGCAAUUUUAACUCAACGAUCGAAAAUCUUUCUGGUUUUACUAAAUAUUUAAAGACAGUAAAAUAAAAUGAACGUCAAUUAAUUAAGACGUAUCAAUAAUAUCAGUAUUUAUCUUCUUGUAAUUAUAGGUAGGUAAUUAAGAUUUUGUGGGAAAAGCUAGUAAAUUUCAGGCUGCCUACUUGUAAUCAAAUCUUAACAUUGAUCCCUACUAACAUUUUAUAUGUGAUUGAGUUUGUUUGUUACGUUUUUAUGAUACGAUAUUAAAUGUUUGAAUCGAUUGCGACGAGAUUGGUAUAUGAAGAUAGGAUUGACCCAAAGACGGCAAUUUAUCCUCACUGGAGGCAAGUCGAACCGCGGGAAACGGCUAAUUUAGUAUAAUUAUAAUUAUGGUGCUCUGUUUUAAUAAUUUUAUUUUAAAUACCUAACCAACUAACCAAGCAAUAUGUCUUCCGACAAUCCUUAGAAAUAGUUAGGUACAAUAAUUGAUGAAAAUUGAAUUAGUUUUAAUUAGGCAAUGAUCUAACUUUACAUAGGUAUGUUUCUCUUUUCCUUAAAAUAACGAAGUGUGUACAUAAAUGUUAAUUAAAAUGUAUGUAUUGUAUUUCCCGAAGUCACGUAGAAUGUUGACCUCAGAAACUUGUUUAUGUGCUAUUCUAUAACAGAAAAGAAAUAUGGCUAAUUAACGCUGUAAUUGGAAACUUGACUCUGUAGUAGGAAAACAACCGCUUGCCUUAUUUUUGAAAACAAGAUAUCGAUGUUUUUUUUUAUUGUAUUUUAGUUUUACGAUGUGUAAAGUGUAAUUUAUAAUAAAAUCUUUUUAUAAAAUAAUUUUGUGGAAGGUGGUGAAAUUCAUUCCGAAAGGCAUUUGUGUGUAAAAAUGUACAUAAUUCUGUUUAUUAAUAAAACUAUUUAUUGUUA